Oncorhynchus kisutch (coho salmon) is the source of this 1889-nucleotide messenger RNA. RefSeq names its product E3 ubiquitin-protein ligase TRIM47-like. Lineage: Eukaryota; Metazoa; Chordata; Actinopteri; Salmoniformes; Salmonidae. The record is from RefSeq and is a predicted model, not a curated record. The coding region runs from base 660 to 1316 and encodes 218 amino acids. The transcript has a single exon. Gene Ontology annotation, molecular function: zinc ion binding.
UGGCUCAGUUCGUUUUGCAUGGCCCGGUUCCCCGUUUGAGUGGAGAUUGCAUAUUUUAGAAUAUUCCAUUGGUCCUUAAGUGAAUUCUCCACCCACACGGGGGAACUGGGCCAUGCAAAACGAAAUGGUCCAAUCAGAAUAGGGCUAUAGGUGUUGGGCAAGUGAGUGCUCUUGGGUUGUGUAUAGUUAAUUAUUCCAGGAAGAGAAGUGCAUUGCAGUGUUGCGUGGGGAGGAGGAACAUUUUCAAUGUCAUUUCUCUGAAGUGAAACUAAAGCCUGCAGUAUGUUGUGUAUGAGACCCAACUCCCCAGCUCUUCAGAAAACUGUUAAAUAGUGAAAUUCAGUCUUUGGACCUCUUAACACCUAACAGAAAGUAGAACCAAAAUCUUAUCCACAAACACAUGCAGGUGAGUAGAGAGAUUAACAUGGACAUUUGAAGAUCAGCUCUACGGUGUUUGUUUAUUUAUUCUCCUUUUUUCUUUGCUACAGUAGGCCAACGUUAACUCUUUGUCCUUUGGUUAUAUAACUAUUUUCUAAGUUUCUUGGUAACACCUUGUAUCAAGAUUGAAUAGUCUUCCCAUAAGGCAAUGCUGGAAAACUGUCAAGAGCAGACUGAUUGCAGGAAAUGCUUUAUGGUUUUACCUUGGUCUCCGUCUAGAUAUGGCGUCCUCCAGCAGUGUCCUUGCUGAAGAGCAGUUCCUGUGCUCCAUCUGUCUGGAUGUGUUCACUGAGCUGGUCUCUAUUCAAUGUGGACACAACUUCUGCAUGGCCUGUAUCAGGAAGUAUUGGGAUGGCAAUGACAUGUGCCAGUGUCCCAUGUGUAAAAAAACAUUUUAUAAGAGACCAGAUCUGUUCAUCAAUACAUUCAUUUCUGAGAUGGCUGCUCAGUUCAGGAAAUCAGUUCAAGUGAAAGCCACCAGCAGCUCAGACCAACUCCCUGCCAAAACUGGAGAAGUCUCCUGUGACAUCUGCACUGGGAUGAAGCUCAAGGCGCUGAAGUCCUGCCUGGUGUGUCAGACCUCGUACUGUGAGACUCACCUGGAGCCUCAUCAGAGAGUCCCAGCCUUAAAGAGACACAAGCUGAUCAAACCUGUGGAGAACCUGGAAGACAGGAUGUGUAAGAAGCACGACAGACUCCUGGAGCUGUUCUGCAGAACUGACCAGACAUGUGUGUAUCAGUUCUGCACUGAGGCAAAACACAAGACUCACAACACAGUCCCUCUAGAGGAAGAGUAUGGAGAGAAGAUGGCUGAACUGGGGAAGAUAAUGGCAGUAGUACAGCAAAUGUUGCAUACAAGAUCUAGAAAGGUUCAUUAGGCUCAUUAGGCUCAUUAAAGAGCUGGAGCAGGAAAUCACUGAGCUACAGAGGAGAAGCACUAAGCUGGAGCAGCUCUCACACACUGAGGACCACCUCCACCUCCUACAGAGCUUCCCAUCUCUUUGCACCCUUCCACCCACCAAGGGCUGGUCUAAGAUCAGUGAUCUGUAUGUGGGGACUGGGAGGAGAGUUGUGUCCCAACUGGAGGAGACACUGAAUAAAGAGAUGGAUAAAGUCAAAUUGAAGAGGGCGCAGCGCUAUGCAGUGGAUGUGACUCUGGACCCUGAUACGGCAAACCCCUAUAUCAUCCUGUCGACAAAUGGGAAAGAAGUGAGAUCAACAGAAACAACAAGAUCUCCUUGACAACCCAAAGAGGUUUACCACCUGUCCCUGUGUCCUUGGAAAUAAAGGCAUCUCCUCAGGAAGAUCUUACUAUGAGGUGACUGUUAAGGGAAAGACUAAGUGGGAUUUAGGAGUGGCCAGAGAGUCCAUCAACAGGAAGGGAAAUACCAUCUUCCCUGUCCCUGCUGAAGAAAAGCAGGCCCAAACCAUGAUGCUGCCACCACCAUGUU